This is a messenger RNA of Acipenser ruthenus (sterlet), 4886 nucleotides long. RefSeq names its product metastasis-associated in colon cancer protein 1-like. Gene Ontology annotation, molecular function: protein binding. Gene Ontology annotation, cellular component: cytoplasm. The record is from RefSeq and is a predicted model, not a curated record. NCBI's taxonomy places the organism in Eukaryota, Metazoa, Chordata, Actinopteri, Acipenseriformes, Acipenseridae. The transcript is spliced from 5 exons. Bases 191 to 2773 code for a protein of 860 amino acids.
GUCCCAGAGUGCUCCACUGACAUUUCUCAAGUAGCUUCUGUGUGCUGAAUGGAUCAAGUUGCAAGGUGUGUUUGCUACCUGACACUCCUUGUAGAUACAAGAGGAAGUUAUUUCAAAUACAGUAUUGGCUGAAAAUGCACAGCGAUUUUCUCAAAGAACAUUUUGUGUGGGUUGUGGAUGUGGUGUAACAAUGGCAGCUGUUAGAACACAUUCAUUUCGCACUGAAGGUUUGGCUCGGACCAUAUCUGAAGGGACAUUGAUUGAUUUGGAUGAUGAAGGACCCUUCAACAACAACAUUUUGAAAGGAAGUAAUGUUGAUGGGUCUCAGGCAGGAAAUAAUUUAGACUGGCUUAUUUUAAAGGCCGAUGAUAAGCCUGCCACUCAGAGCUCCAACCCAUUUUGGCAUGGACUCUCAGGCUCAAAUCCGUUCCUGGAUGAUAUUGUCCAUACAAAUGAAAAUGAGAAAGCAAAUGCACACGUGUCUAUAUUGAAAGAGGAUCCCUCUGCAAUAUUUGGUGAUGACAAAACAGAGUCAAUCGGCUCUUCAUCUGAUGAAAUGGAUGUCAAUUAUCUGCUGAAUUUUCAAACAGCCAACUCAAAGUCCGGAAGGUGCAAAAGCACUUCUGAUCUCUUGGAUAUCCGAAACGAAAAAGAACCCCCUAAACAAAGCAACAUUGCUGCAAGCCAGUUUUUGACUCCAGAUUUUGAGUGGCUUCAGAAUGACAAAGAAGCAUACAAAAUGGCGUGGCUGAGUCACAGGCAGCUCACUAGAUCAUGCCUUGAUUUGGGAGUGAUAAGUCAGAGCCCUGGUUGGGCUCAGACCCAGGCUGCAGAGACACAUGUAGUCUGUAAAGUUGGCUAUAAUGGAGGGUCUGUACAGUUACCUGACUCUGAUAUCAGCGCCCAUAUACCUCAAGGCCACGUUGCACCAGGAGAAAUUCAGGAACUUGCCUUAAAGGCUGUUCUUGACCCACCUCAAGGACUAAACAAUGAUUAUUCAACAACAGUGAGCCCGCUUUUGGAAGUCAGAGUUAGCAACCUCAGCACAAAGGAAUGCAUUUCAUUAGAGAUGAAAAUUGCUGCUGAGAUCAGGAAUGACCCAAUGAGCCAAGUCAUGACUGACAUUGUCUGUCUGUGUGGCCAGAAAAAAGAAGGACCCUAUGAAAAAAUGCAGAACUGUUACAUUUAUAAAGACACAUUGCAAGUGAAGUUGGAAACAUUAAGCCCAUGUAUGUAUAUUAUUGCAGCAGCAAAAGCAACAUGCCUUCAGCCUCCAGCUUCGUCGGUUUGGGAUUACAUCUCUAAACAAAUCACAAUUGGAGUUUAUGGUCCAAAGCACAUCCACCCAUCUUUUACAGCAGUAUGCGCAGUUUUCAGUCAUAAUCAAACACCGGAACAACUUGCUGUCUCAGACAUGAAAAAGGCUCACAAAAAUUUGCCACCAGUUGUGCUGCAGCUUUGGGGGAAGAAUCAGUUCCAUCUUCAAAAACUCCAAGAUCUGCAGAUUGAAGCUUUCCCGCUUGAUUCUAAAUUUGAAGUAAAAGCCACGGAGCAAAUUAAACAGAUAAAACUUGUGCAGUUAAAAAUGGGAAGAGUACUUCGUCCCCAGUUUCCGUUGUCUAUGGCUGGCACAGGAGAACAUGGCUCCUUUAACCUGGCAAUCCAAGUUAAAGAUUUAAACCAUGAAGUGUUGGCGCAGUUCAGUGUAAAAACCCCUGGUGCUGCACCAAAAUCUGCUGACAAAUACCACCAGAGACGAAAGGAGGUUGGACGAUCUGCUCCUAUACCUGAGACAACAGUUUUAAAAUGCCCCAAGUUUCAGGAUAGGGCAGUUAAGAUAUCGCGCUAUGGGGUUGCCUUGAAAUCUGUGCUUAGGCAGCCAAAGAUUGAAUACCUAUUGGAGUAUUUCAAAGGAGAUACAAUUGCACUUCUUGGAUUAGAAAAGGUGAAAGCAAUAGGAGUAGCCAAAGUGAAAGAGUGGUACAUUGGGUUUCUGCGAGGGAAGGUUGGCCUAGUGCAUUGUAAAAAUGUCAGGGUAAUUUCGACAGAUCAAGUCAUUGACUUUACUGAUGUGACACUCGGCACCAAAGUUCUCCUUGAUCAAAUCGUACUUCCAUUUAAGAAGCUGACGUAUAUGUACUCUACAAUUCAGUCGCUGUCUACUGAACAAAUCCCCAGUUGGAAGGCCUUUGCUGAAGCACUCGGGUACCCUUGUUUGUCGCUUGAUGACAUUGGCAGAACUCGGGCACAAAGUGAAGCAGACAAAGUGGCUUGCGUUCUAGAGAAGUUGAAAGAAGACUGUCAUUCAGAUAAAAGCAAUAGGAAAUUCCAGCAUGAGCUUUUAACUGCACUUUUGAAGAUAGAUUGUCAAGGACUUGUUGCGCGUCUUACUCAAAACACAGUCAUCCUGACAACUGCUGUAGAGCUUGGAAUCCGAUGGAGGGAGCUUGCUGAAAAAGCAGCAAGACUAACAAAAGCUCAGAUUGAUGGUUACGAAGCACCUCACCAGGGAAAGAAUGGAGAAGUUGGCACUGAGGCAAUGUGGAAACCUGCUUACGACUUUAUGUAUACAUGGAGCGCACAUUAUGGAGAUGGAUACAGGGAUAUGUUGCAGGAUCUUCACUUGGCAUUAGACAAAAUGAAAAGCCCCAUCACCAGGCAAUGGAGACAGCUCACAGGAGCGCUUAUUUUAGUGAACUGCAUGGACGUACUUAGGGCUAACGCUUUCCCCACAACCGAUGAUGAACAGCAACACACCCUUCCCUUAUUGUAGGGUGGUGUACAGCAGGCUGGGAUUAUUGUUACAAUUCAUAGCUUAUUCUUUUUUUUUGGUAAGGGAUUUGAGAGAAAGAAACUUCAAAUGGUUUUUGGGAGGGGAACAAAUAUGUAUUAAAAAAAGCAUUUUUAUUUUAUUUUUUUCUCUUUAUAUAGGUGUUAACUGCAAAUACACUGAUUUGAUCAAAUAUAUUAAAAUGCUAUUUUUAUUUUACUUUAACCUUUUACGAUGUUUGCAGAUCUUCAGAAUGGCUCUGAUGUAAUGUUAAUUUGAACUACUGUACAAAAACUUGGUCCUCCUUUUUUCCUGCUUUUCAUAAUAUUAUAGUGCAAGAAGUUGCUACUCUCAAUGUAGUUAGCUACUGCGUUCACCAAGUCUCCUCCCACUAGUACGUUACUGAAAAAAAAGUGUCUGUUAAUUAGUGUUCUAGGUUGUAGUGAAGCUGAUCACUUACAGUAAUAUAUACUGUAUGCUCUUGAUGUAUUUUUAAUCAUUUUAUUUUAGACAUGGCAUUUGGCUAAAGGAAAUGCAAACGGGCAGUCCAGCUCAAAAGAAUGUCAGAUUAAAAAGUGUGAUUAAUAGAUUAAUCGGUCGUAGAGCGGAAGAUUAAUCGAUCAAUAGAAAAUGCCAACAUUAAAAUAUACAGUAGAAGCCUGUUACUUCGAACCCCUUUGAUCCGAAUCGCCUUAUUAACCGCACUGCAAGCACGUCCCCGACAAAUUCUAAAUGGUUGACAAACGAAAAAGGGCAGUACUUACUCUAGCAAAAAAAUUAUUGAACGGUUGGAAAAGGCUUUUCAACUUGCUAAGGAGUAUGGUUGACUUUCCCACACCAUUACUGACACAAAAAUUGGAAAACAAAAGCUUGAGAAAUUGUCGAGUACCAUGGAAUCAAUCGCCACCACAGCACUGAGAGAACUAUGUGACUCUGUCAAGACAAUGCAAGAGAAAAAGCAUGCACAUGUGGUUCAUGCAAGAAAGGGAAAAGGGCUCUCCGAUUUCAGGACCAGCACUUCAAGAUAAAGCAUUGUUAUUCAAUAGUCAACUACAUCCAGAGGACAUGUUUUAAAGCUAGUGAUGGAUGGCUGUGCAGAUUUUCUAAAGACACGGCAUCGGGCAGCUUUGCUUAGCAGGGGAAAAACUCGGCGCAGAUACAACAGAGUUAGAACCGUUGAGUCAGAAAAUGCUUCAGUGUAACACUAAGGAAACAGGGUGUUUGGGGCUUGAGAAUAAUGCUAAUGUAUAAAUAAACUUUUAGAGUACAAUAUACUGUAUGUACAUGUAUUUCUGUUUUUUUGUAAACUUGCGUUCAUUCGAAUAUUCAUUCAUGCAAACUAUUUCUAUGUCCCCUAAGCUGUUUGGAUGACCAGGCUUCUACUGUAUUUCAUUUUAAUUGAUGUUUUUAAUAUAAACAUAUUAAAUCUAAUUAUAUUUACAUCACUAUCCCAUAGAACAGUCUGAUUAUACUAAAAAAAAAACUUAACUGCUACCUGUACCUUGGGAAGCACUCGUUAGUGUGAUGAAACUCAGUAUAAAUAUCUGUUGCACAAGUGCUUGAGGAUGUCAGAUUCUAGGUCACUGCUCUUUCAGUGGACCGUUGUACAGUACAGUACAGUAAUGUAUAUACGUGGUGGGGAAUAAGAAUGUUACCUUUUAAACAUACAUAUAUUAUUUUAUUUAUUUUCUUCACAAUGGUGGUGUUCCUCUAAUGAAUUGAGGCAAAAAAGUAAAAUGUAAUCUGUUAUUGACUCUUGUUUAAGGUUUUAAUCACAGUGAAGUUAGUUUCAUCAGUGUGAGCAGCUAAACAAUCAAGAUUUGUAAAACUAAAACAAUAAGGUUGUAUAAAAGUAUACGCUGUAUAUAAUGGUUUUAUCCGAUAGGUAAAGUUAAUAUUGUGUAUCUAUUUAAAAAAAAAAAAAAAUUUAAAUUAAACAAAAUCAGUAGAUGGGGAAAAAAAACCUCUAAUCUUUUAUAGAUGUAAAUUAUUUUGCAUAAUGUUAUUUUAAAAAGUAUGUGUGAAUGAAGUAUUUAUUUUAUUUUUAUUCUGCUUUGUUUUUUUGGUUUUUUUUACACUGUUCAAAAUGAAUAAAGUAAGUUUCGUUAAUGUCAAA